Molecule: messenger RNA, 1507 nt
Organism: Hermetia illucens (black soldier fly)
Lineage: Eukaryota; Metazoa; Arthropoda; Insecta; Diptera; Stratiomyidae
Product: oxysterol-binding protein 1-like
Exons: 4
Coding region: 74-1438 (454 amino acids)
Cellular component (GO): membrane; intracellular membrane-bounded organelle; cytosol
Molecular function (GO): sterol binding
Source: RefSeq, a predicted model, not a curated record
UGAUAGUCUUCUGAUAUUCGUAUUUGCAAGUCAGUUCGAAUAGUUUUUGCAAAUAUAAAUUGAUUUGUGCAAAAUGUUUGGUGCAUUGCUACUGAAUAGCAUAGUUGCCCGGUUAUUGCUGAAACUGGAACAAUUUCAUCAAGCCAUUCAGGAUCCAUUCGUUUACCUUCUUCGAUUUAUAGUGGAGACACAGACGAUGCAGCAUAUCCUGCGAACGCUGGGAGCUCCAGAAUCAAAAAUAUAUUCCGACCUCUCACACCAAUCUGAUUUAUCGCUUGAUUUUUCAAUGAAGCAAUAUUACAAUUAUGCAAAAAUCUCAUCGUUUCCAUUAGUAGCAAAAAUCCUCAUCGAUCACGAAUAUCCUAUCAACAUUCCAAUAGAACUGCAUGAACCUCUAACGAUGCUGCAGAGAUUGACGGAAAUUUUCGAGUUCUCUUCCUUGCUUGACUCAGCAGCAACUUCUAAGAAUAUUGCUCAGCAGUUAACAUAUUUGGCAACCUUUUCGAAUCUUUCAUUCUCAACGGUUUAUGAAAGAAUUUCCAUGCCUUUUACGCCUUUACUGGGUGAAACAUUUGAGUGUGAUAAAGUACAGGAAUUUGGUUGGCGGUGUAUUUCGGAACAAGUUCAACAUUUACCUUCUGUUUGUGUUAUGUUCUGUGAAGCUAGUGGAUGGGUUUGCAGACAAGAGUUUACUUAUGAUUUGUCAGCCGAGAAAGAAUUCAUUUCCAUCUUUUCUAAAGGAUAUUUAAAAGUCUACUUCACGGAGAGCGGUUGCGAAUACGUAUGGAAGCGAGAUGAAAUUAUUAAAAUAUAUAAACACAUCACCGGCAAAUUAAUACCAGAGAUUCAGGGAACAACUAAUAUUACUGGUUUGAAUAACGCAAAAGGAUAUGAAUGCAUCCUUCGGUACAAUCGACGUGAACAACAGUUGGAGGAACAGGUACCGGAUAUGGAAGGAAGUGUAAUGUAUGGAAGACGACCACUAGUUUUACUACGUGGAACUUGGCGAGAUGGAGUGGUCGCAUCGCCCGUCAAUCUUGUUGAACAGACAUCGACGAAUGUCACACACAUAGCGGCAGAUUUUCGUCUUAUAUACAAGAAGCCUCCAAUACCAAAUGGACGGGAACUUUCUUACAACAUGUCCAAAUUCACUCAUAAUCUAAAUAAAAUGGAACAGAACUUAGCACCUACUGAUUCAAGAUUUAGAGAAGAUGUUCGAUCAUUGAUUAGUGGUUUCCUUUCAGAAAGCAAUGAAUUUAAACGAAGUUUGGAACAAAAGCAAUUGAUAAGAAUAUCCAAUGACACGAGUUUAAUGCCUUCAAAGCAGUUUAAACCUACAUGGUUUUUACAGAACGAAAACAAUGAAUGGAUCUAUAAUGGCGAAUAUUGGCUAUGCAAAGCAACUCAAGACUGGUCUAGAUGUCCACAAAUCUUCUGAUUGAAAAUAUUAAAUUUUGCGAUUCGUAGUUUCAAAAAAAAAUGUAAAUAAACCAUUUUUAGCAUGUUC